Serendipita indica DSM 11827 is the source of this 993-nucleotide messenger RNA. NCBI's taxonomy places the organism in Eukaryota, Fungi, Basidiomycota, Agaricomycetes, Sebacinales, Serendipitaceae. The record is from the annotation of a GenBank genome assembly.
AUGCUGGACGAGUGGCUCUGUGCAUGUCCCGAGCUAUAUUCGGUCGCGGCAAUGCGCUUGCGUCCCGAUAUAGGGGUUCCAUUGAAAUUGCUCAAGUCAAACCAAAUUCGCGAGCUAGCUGUCGUGAGCUGUAACGUCUGCGAAAGGGAUGCCAAACUCUGCCUCAUCUCAGCGUCGAUGAUCCGCCGUCUAUACGUUUCCGUAAAGUUCUUCCACCAAACGCACUCACUACUACCAAUGGAUAUCGAAGAACUGAAGGUCUAUUACGAGCACCGGACCGACGCAUAUAAUUCGUCCUUUGCCGAUUAUUUUGCCAGAGGCCCAAGAAUCGGGCGCCUCGUUCUUCAGCCCAAGUGGUGUAUUUGGUAUAGUCGCAGAGCUCAGGCAUACUGGCUUGAACUUCAGAAGAUGUGCGAGGGUCACGGUGUACCAGUAGUUGCUCACGAGGUCUGGACAUACUACAGAGUACCUCUUGCAGAAAAGAGAGCCGCAUCUGCUUGUUUCCUAACCGGCUCGACGGCGCUACCCGCCGAAGUAGAGUCUGGAAUUGCUGCCCUGUCCAAGGUGGUCACCUGUAACACCUCGAAACAAUCCGUUUCCGGUGUUCCUCUCGUCAGCUCUGGUGGCAUCAGUUUCGACACCAUCAACUUUCAGAAGAGCACUAAGUCGCCCCUCGGAUUCGCACUUCAAACUUUCACGACUCCGAGCGAUCCAGCAACUGCCGACCUCAAUAAGCUCCAGAGUCAACUGAACGACUACCUCGCGGUCGAGGCCGGUGUGCGGAGCAACGGUGGCGGCGGAAGUCUCCUCACGCAGGUCAAGUCGGUCAAAUUCUUCCUGCAAUUCCAGAUUGCUCGCGUAAAAACGGCCAAAGGACAGACACUUUCUGUCGCAGAUACUGUUUCGCACCAGCAAGGAAAGGUCGUCAAGAACGCGAUAGGCGCAACAGCAGCCGAGAUUGCUCAAGUGAACGCAUUGGCCACUCAGGUUUAA